AAAGAAGGGGACGCAAAUACUAGUUUUUUUCACAAAACUAUUAAUGGAAGAAGGAAAAAGAAUAUGCUCCAUGGAAUUAGAUUUCAAGGAACUUGGAUUGAUGAUCCUGCACAAGUAAAGAAGAUUGUAAGGGACCAUUUCUCAAGCCAAUUCUCUUCUCAGCCCCAAUUACGACCAUCAUUACAGCACCUUCAGUUUAAUAAAUUAUCUGACAUGGACAGAGAGAUGCUUGAGGUAGAAUUUACUAUUGAGGAAAUCAGAGAAGCAGUCUCUUCUUGUGCUAGCGAUAAAGCUCCAAGGCCUGAUGGGUUCAAUUUUCACUUCAUCAAGUCAAUUUGGGAAACAAUUGAAGGUGAUAUUAUUAAUUUUGUCAAUGAAUUUCAUCAAAAUGGAAGGUUGGUUCGUGGCCUUAAUGCAUCCUACAUCACUCUUGUACCCAAAAAGAAAAACCCCACAACCUUGCAAGAGUAUAGGCCAAUAACCAUGGUCGGUUGUCUUUAUAAAAUUUUGGCCAAAAUCUUAUCAAACAGGUUGAAAAAAGUCAUUGGCAAAAUUAUUAAUUCAAGUCAAUCUGCUUUUUUAGAAGGGAGACAACUUGUGGACGGCGACUUGACCCUUAAUGAAUUGGUACAUUAUUUGAAAAUGAAAAAGAAGAAGGAACUCUUGUUCAAAGCUGAUUUUGAAAAAGCUUUUGACUCAGUGAAUUGGAACUACUUGGAUUCUAUGCACUUCAAUAUGGGCUUUGGGGAUAAGUGGCGAAGCUGGAUGAAAGAAUGCCUAUCUUCUGCUUCCUUCUCUAUUCUUGUUAAUGGUAGCCCUACACCAGAGUUCAAAAUGCAGAGAGGAUUGAGGCAAGGUGAUCCUCUCUCACCUUAUCUUUUCUUAAUUGCUGCUGAAGGCUUGCAUGCUCUACUUUACGAAGCUGAAAGGAAAAAUCUUCUUGAAGGUGUGGAUAUUAAUGAGAAUUUAUCUAUUUCUCACCUCCAAUUCGUUGAUGACACAGUUCUUAUUGGAGAUGCUUCACUUAAGUCCAUCAGAGCUUUCAAGUUUCUUCUCAGAUGGUUUGAAAUGGUCUCUGGCCUCAAAAUCAACUUUGGCAAAAACAUCUUAUAUGGAAUUAAUACCGAAGAGAGGGUCUGCCUUGAUAAAUCAAAGGGAGGGCUUAGCAUACCAAACCUUGCACUUAGGAACUCUACCCUUUUAGGGAAAUGGUGGUGUAAAUUCUAUGAUGAUGAUGAGAAUGGGAAGUUAUGGAAGAAAAUCAUUGUUAGUAAACACUACGAAGGUGCUCCUAUUGAUUCUAUUACUAAUACUAUCCAUUCAAGAUUGUCUCCUCUUUGGAAAGAUAUCCUAUCUAUUGGCAGAGAUGAUGAAAGAGCUUCUGCCUGUUUCAUUGAUGGUUUUAUUCAAAAGCUGGGUGAUGGUUCAAAAACUAGAUUUUGGAAGGAUGUUUGGCUAGGCAACUCUCCUCUUAUGGUUGAUUUCCCUCGCCUUUUCAACCUCACUCGAAGCAAGGAUCUAUUAGUUGCCGACUUAAAGCAACCCAACAUAGAUGGAUGGGCCUUUCAAUGGCGUAGGCCUCCCUUUGGCAGGGAAUUGGACGAGCUUGGGGUGCUGGAAAAUAUUCUGGAAAAGGUGUUCAUCCCAUAUGAUAGAGCUGAUCAAGUUACAUGGAAACACAACCUGGUGGGAUACUCUACAAAACAUGCUUAUAGGUUCCUUGAGAUCUCCUCAUCAUGUCUUGACAAGAGCUACUGGAAGAUUAUUUGGAGUCCAUUCACACCAUCCAAAAAGACCUCAAUCAUAUCUUUGCCACUUGCCAUUGUUCUCAAAAUGUUUGGAAGUGGGUUUGCUACUGGUGGGGGUUCCUUUUAUUCCUACUGCAAAUGCUCCCUUGCUAAUUACCGAGCUUUGUUCACUUAUAGAUGCCAGGAAAUCAUGGAACUGUUGGGCUUUAUCUAUUCUCACCACAACAUGGACAAUUUGGUACUUCAAAAAUGGUAUUGUGUUCAAUAAACUGAAUUGGGAAGAAAACAACAUUUAUGGUCUAAUUCAAGCUAAAACUUUUUGUUGGAUUAAAGGAAAAUCAAAAUCUGCAGUGUUUAGUUUUGGUGAUUGGUGUCAAUUUCCAAAUCUCUGUGCUGAUGGCAUUUAGACUACAAAAUGUAACUAUUGUCUUCCCAUUUCUUUUGUAAGGAAGAGUACCCCUUGUACUCUUUUAAUAAAUUUUGAUUCAUCAA
Molecule: messenger RNA, 2240 nt
Organism: Rubroshorea leprosula
Lineage: Eukaryota; Viridiplantae; Streptophyta; Magnoliopsida; Malvales; Dipterocarpaceae
Source: the annotation of a GenBank genome assembly